GGUUAUUUGGAACGCGAAGGAGCAAACGCAAGCUCGGACGCAGGAAGCAGCGCCACCCGCAAUGUCUCAGCUCAUCAAGAGGCAAAGCUCGCAAGCCCAAGCCGAGCCGCCCGCUUUGGAGCCACGCCAGGCCCAGGCCCGCAUCGCAACGCUCGCGCGAGCCAACAUCCGCAUCCAUUUCAUCGACCAGCACCCACCGGAGGGGACGGAGCAAAAGGGAGUCAUGCUGCUCAUCCACGGCUUCCCGCAGACGAGCUACCAGUUCCGGCACGUGACGGGCCCUCUGGCGGCGGCGGGGUACCGGAGCAUCGCGGCCGACUAUCGCGGGGCGGGGCGGUCGUCGCACCCGCACGGCGACUUCACAAAGGUGACCAUGGCGGCGGACCUGGCGGAGCUGGUGCACGAGCACCUCGGCGUCACCGAGCGCGUGCACGUCGUCGGGCACGACAUUGGCGCCAUGGUGGCGCACGCCUAUGCGGCGCGGCUGCCGGGCCGGGUGCAGAGCGUGGCGCUGGGCGAGUGUCCGCUGCCAGGCACGGCGGCCUACGAGCGCGACAAGCGCAUGCCCGCCCAGUUCCACUUCGUCUUCCACUCGGUGGGCGACCUUCCCGAGGCGCUGACGGCGGGUCGCGAGCGCAUCUACCUCCGCCAUUUCUUCGACAAGCUGGCCUACAACGCCCUCGCCAUCCCCGACACAGCCCUCGACCACUACGCCCGCGACUACGAGCAGCCCGGCGCCAUGCGCUGCGCUUUCGGCCUCUACCGCUACUUUGAGGCCGACGCCCACGACAACGCCGACUGCCGCCGCCGCAACGGCAAGUGCAGGGUCCCCGCCCUGGCCCUGAGCGGCGAGUUCAGCCGCCAUGCCGCAGACGCCCAGGACAUGCUGCGCGAGAUGUACGAGAGCGUCGACGUCGCCGAGGUCCGCGCCUCGGGCCACUACGUCGCCGAGGAGAACCCGGCCGACUUUGUCGACAAGCUUUUGGCUUUUGUGCGCCGCAAUUCUUGGUGAGGGGGGUUUGGUGUUGGUGUUGGUGUUGAAAGAGAUUAUUGCCGGGAGCUAGGAGUAGGAGCAAGGGAAUUGUUAUUGGCUGCAACCAGCGCGUCGUUGUGAGGGACGUCUAGACCAAGCGUGCCAAGGCUCCUCCGAACCCCCCCCCCCGGAAACCUUUACUAUUCGUACUAGACGGGCGGGUCAAGCUUGACCCCUUGGAAAAGGCUAAACCCCAACUAAAUAAAGCUCGCUUCAAGCCAUCAUGAAGAGGAUCAAUAGACUGCAAUGGC
This is a messenger RNA of Aplosporella prunicola CBS 121167, 1284 nucleotides long. RefSeq lists its product as uncharacterized. The transcript has a single exon. The record is from RefSeq and is a predicted model, not a curated record. Bases 62 to 1012 code for a protein of 316 amino acids. NCBI's taxonomy places the organism in Eukaryota, Fungi, Ascomycota, Dothideomycetes, Botryosphaeriales, Aplosporellaceae. Gene Ontology annotation, molecular function: hydrolase activity.